UUUGGUCAUAGAGUAUAGAUUCUGAAAUGUCAUGUUGAUAUGACGUUUGUUAUUGUGUCAUAUGUGACAGUCUUUUUCCCCAUACUUGUUGUAGCCACCGGUAAAGUAGUGGUCAUCCAAAAUGGGUAAGGGAAAUAAUAUGAUCCCGAAUGGGCACUUCCACAAAGAUUGGCAAAGAUUUGUGAAGACUUGGUUUAACCAACCCGCUAGGAGACACCGCAGAAAACAAAACAGAAUUAAGAAAGCUAAGGCCGUUGCACCAAGACCCGCGGCCGGGCCUCUGCGACCUGUUGUGCGUUGCCCCACUGUUCGCUACCACACUAAGGUCCGCGCUGGCCGCGGCUUCACCCUCCGAGAAAUUAGGGCAUCUGGUCUGAACCCUGCUUUUGCCAGAACCAUUGGUAUUGCUGUUGAUCCUCGCAGACGCAACAAGUCUGUAGAGUCCCUCCAAAUCAAUGUGCAGCGACUGAAGGAGUACCGUGCCAGACUUAUCCUCUUCCCUAAGGGCAAGAAGGUCCUGAAGGGUGAAGCCAACGAGGAAGAACGCAAGCUGGCGACUCAACUGCGCGGCCCUCUGAUGCCAGUACAGCAGCCAGCUCCCAAGUCCGUCGCGCGCGCCAUCACCGAGGAAGAGAAGAACUUCAAGGCUUACCAAUACCUCCGCGGCGCUCGCUCUAUCGCUGCCCUGGUGGGUAUCCGCGCCAAGAGGCUGAAGGACGCUGCUGAAAACCCUGAUGACGUGACUAAGGCGCCUACUGCUGUUAAAGAUCCUAAGGCAAAGAAGUGAUUUAAUACAUAAAAUCUAA
This is a messenger RNA of Cydia fagiglandana, 806 nucleotides long. It is a transcript of the gene RpL13, whose product is annotated as large ribosomal subunit protein eL13. Gene Ontology annotation, molecular function: RNA binding; structural constituent of ribosome. Gene Ontology annotation, cellular component: ribosome; cytosolic large ribosomal subunit. The transcript is spliced from 5 exons. Bases 122 to 787 code for a protein of 221 amino acids. Gene Ontology annotation, biological process: translation. The record is from RefSeq and is a predicted model, not a curated record. Lineage: Eukaryota; Metazoa; Arthropoda; Insecta; Lepidoptera; Tortricidae.